GCAACUGAAUUACCGAGCUGAGUUGAUUUCUAAACUGUUAACAACUGUUAGGUAUGGCUUUUUGUCUAUAUUUUAAACACGUGGACGGUUAAACAUUUUGUUUUGCUGAUGAAGAGCGUUGGCUUGCUGUUCAGGCAGCUAAGCUAGUCAUGGGAUUAACGUUAGGCAAUGAGUGUUGGCUAGCUAGCAAGACCAUGGGAGACGUGUUAACGUUAUUUUUGUUGGUCAGCCCUUGAGCACAUCGAAUAAGUUAAUGGUAACGUUAGUCAUCGCUAGAUCGCCAUCGAUACAUCAACUUUCAAUAAGACCUGAUUUAUUUUUUAUGCAUAUACCACAUGUAUCCAAUGCUAGCGCGAAGAUGGUGAAGGAAACAGGGUUUUACGAUAUGUUGGGCGUAAAGCCCAGUGCCACUCCAGAGGAGUUGAAGAAAGCCUAUCGUAAACUGGCCUUGAAAUACCAUCCAGACAAGAACCCAACAGAAGGAGAUAAGUUUAAGCAAAUCUCCCAGGCAUAUGAAGUACUCUCUGACCCCCAAAAGAGGGAGGUUUAUAAUCGUGGAGGUGAACAGGCUAUCAAAGAGGGAGGCAACGGAGGGGGAGGAGGUGGUGGUGUCUUCAGGUCUCCCAUGGACAUCUUUGAUAUGUUCUUUGGUGGAGGGGGCCGAAUGCACAGAGAAAAGAAAGGGAAAAAUAUUGUCCACCAGCUUACAGUGUCUUUGGAGGAGCUAUAUAAUGGAAGCACAAGGAAACUAGCUGUUCAGAAGAAUGUCAUCUGUGAAAGAUGUGAAGGGCGUGGGGGUAGGAAAGGAGCGCUGGAGGUGUGCCCCUCGUGCCGGGGAGCAGGCGUGCAGGUGCGGCUCCAUCAGCUGGGCUUUGGCAUGGUGCAGCAGCUGUCCACCGUGUGUGGCUCCUGUCAGGGCCAAGGUCAGCGCAUGAGUCACCGAGAUCGCUGUAAAACCUGUACAGGACGCAAGAUUCUCCGCCAGAAGAAAAUCUUGGAAGUCCACAUCGAUAAAGGCAUGAAAGAUGGACAGAAGGUUGUGUUUCAUGGAGAAGGUGACCAGGAGCCAGGUUUGGAGCCAGGUGACAUCAUCAUUGUAUUGGACCAGAGGGAACACUCAGUGUUCACCAGAAAAGGAGAGAACCUCAUGAUGACAAUGGAGCUGCAGCUGGUGGAAGCUCUUUGUGGCUUCCAGAAACCUGUCCAGACAUUGGACAACAGGACUCUACUCGUCACCUCCCAUCCAGGAGAAUUGAUCAAGCCAGGUGAUAUAAAGUGUGUCUUGAAUGAGGGAAUGCCUUUGCACCGCCGACCUUUUGAGAAAGGCCGUCUUAUCAUCCACUUCACGGUUGUCUUUCCAGAGGAAAACUUCCUCCCUCCGAACAAGUUGAAGGAGCUUGAGCGCUACCUGCCCAGGAAAGAGGAGCCAGAUGAGCCUAAUGCCAUGGACGACGACCUGUACAUCUACGCUGACCUGGAGGACUGCGACCCGGCCCGGGAGCGCCAGCACCAGAGGCACUACUACUUCGUGGAGGACGACGACGACUUCCCCGCUGGUGGAGGGAUGCAGUGCCAAACCUCCUAAGGUGCCUGGGUCUUCCCAACAUUCACAGCCCCAUGGCACAUCUCCGUAAUGCCCCCUCCAUGAGUGUGAUGGGCAGUGCGACCUGGAGGUUAUGCCAACUCUAUACCCCUACUAUACCCACACAACCCCACCCUCAUAAAAACCAACCCCAUUUCAACAUGCCGAUGCCCUUUGAUGCAGAUGGCUCAGUGUAGCCUGCCAAAUCAAGUCCGAUGUUUUGCUGUGAGGAACUGAACUGAACCAAGACUUAUUUCAUGACACUGGACUGGCAAAGCCCUUCUUGAGUGAGUCGAGUUGUGGUGAAUGAUUACACAUACUGUCACUGUGAUUACGCCCAUCUCUAAGGUUUCUUAAUGAUGAUUUUAAGAUCAUGAAGAGAUAUAGCAGCUUUGUUGUUGCACCAAAUACACAUCAAUGAAGUGUAAAAAAGUAAUUACCCAGUUCUAUUCCAUUUUGAGGAUUGCAUCCUCUCAUCUUCCAUCUCAGUGAUGGGAAUAAUAUCAAGAUAAAUUAACAGACUGAAUGUCACUUGGAUGAAAUAGUUGUGCUUGAACAACUGUCAGCACAACGCAUGUUCAAAAACAAACAGAUUCAGAUUUCAGAUUUGUUUUUUCAGAAACAAUUCAGAUUUGUCAACACCGGUUCAAGUGACCAUCCCAGAAGAAAUACUGUUGGGAAAAGGCAAAGUUGAAGACAGAGCAGUGUUUAUAAGGCUGCUGAUGUUUUUAAUAGCCAAGAUACUUUUUUUACGUCAAAAACCUUGAUGUCAGUGCUCCACUUGCAAUUGUCUUGCAGAAAAGGGCUUGGUGCCUAUAUGUGUUUGUUAAAUGUUCCAUGUCAGUGAAGUUCAAAUCACAGGAGAGUUCUUCAGUCCGACAGUGAUCGUCGUGCAGGCUUUGACAUGUUGCAUUUCUUUGCACAAGGUUUAACAUUUAAAAUGUGAAUUGAUUGAUUUAGUUGAUUUCAUAAAUUGUUUUCACAAAUAAUGCACAACGUGGUCAGUUGCCAAGUAGUUUUCACAAUAGAUGCUGAUCCACUUCUAAUUUCCUAAAUGUCAUAAAAUGAUAUAGGGUGCCACACCUUAUGGACUGCUACUUUCAAUUAAGUGAUUGGUCUGGUCCCCCAUAUUAUGUUUAUUUAAAGACACUGUUCAAAAUUGGUUUGCCAGAUAUUCCAUUUUCGAUUUAUAGGAGCUAAUGUAAUUUGGAUGAUUACCUCAUUUAAUUCGGUGUGCCUGCACUGAAGCCUUAUGGUCUGUGGUUCCAAUAUUGCAAUUCUCAUUGCACCCGUCUUUCAGAUCAAGAAAAUGACAAACUUUUUAAAGUGGCUUCUUACUAAAUGUAUUGACACUUUAAAUGCAGGACUGACUGAUCUUUGUUUUGUUUUUUUAUUCUAAAAGGUGUCUGUGUUGUGUCUAUAUGUACGUGGGUCAGUUCUAUUAGGACCAAUAAGUUAUGCAUUUAAAUGUUUUUAUUUAUAAUUAAAUCAACCUCUGUUCAUA
Alosa alosa (allis shad) is the source of this 3086-nucleotide messenger RNA. RefSeq names its product DnaJ heat shock protein family (Hsp40) member A1 (gene dnaja1). Gene Ontology annotation, cellular component: cytoplasm; cytosol. Gene Ontology annotation, biological process: response to heat; protein refolding. The coding region runs from base 254 to 1585 and encodes 443 amino acids. Gene Ontology annotation, molecular function: Hsp70 protein binding; ATP binding. The record is from RefSeq and is a predicted model, not a curated record. Lineage: Eukaryota; Metazoa; Chordata; Actinopteri; Clupeiformes; Clupeidae. The transcript has 9 exons.